This is a messenger RNA of Acytostelium subglobosum LB1, 1158 nucleotides long. RefSeq lists its product as hypothetical. The transcript is spliced from 4 exons. Gene Ontology annotation, molecular function: pyridoxal phosphate binding; O-phospho-L-serine:2-oxoglutarate transaminase activity. Gene Ontology annotation, cellular component: cytoplasm. Gene Ontology annotation, biological process: L-serine biosynthetic process. Lineage: Eukaryota; Evosea; Eumycetozoa; Acytosteliales; Acytosteliaceae. The record is from RefSeq and is a predicted model, not a curated record. The annotation marks the transcript as partial.
UAUAUAAUGACUUCGACGAAUAAUACAGUUGAUUAUAAUAAUGGAUUGACUCAUGGUAGAGUACUUAACUUUGGUGCUGGACCAGGUUGUUUGCCAGAGGAGGUGUUGUUGGAGGCUCAACAAGAGUUGCUCAACUUCCAAGGCAGUGGCAAGAGUAUAAUGGAGCUAUCACACAGAGGCAAGGAGUAUUCAAAGGUACACGAGGAUGCCAAGUCCAACCUUAGACUGCUACUCAACAUACCAGAGAACUAUGAUAUAUUGUUCUUACAGGGUGGCGCUACUUCAUUGUUUGCAGGCAUACCUAUCAAUCUGUGCAAUGGCAAUAAUGAUACGAUUGAUUACUUGGUCACUGGUGCAUGGUCAAAGUCUGCGUACAAUGAAGCCAAGAUGUAUACAAAGGUCAAUGCCGUGGCUGAUAUGGAGUCGACAAAGUUCAGAACAGUGGCCGAGCCAUCGGACUGGAAGAGAUCAGACAACGCAUCAUAUUUCUAUUAUUGUGACAAUGAGACUGUGCAUGGCGUUGAAAUGCCCUCGCAACAGGUCUAUGACAAUGUGCCAGCGAGUAUCCCCAUUCUCUGCGACAUGUCGUCCAACUUCCUCUCGCGUCCCGUUGACGUCUCCAAAUUCGGUCUCAUCUACGCCGGAGCACAAAAGAACGCUGGCAUUGCCGGUAUCACCAUUGUCAUCAUUCGCAAGGACCUUCUCCAAAAGUCAAAGCCAGACACUCCCAACGUCUUCAACUUCUUGAAGAAGAGCCAACAGAACUCACUGGAUAACACUCCACCAACAUUCAACAUCUAUAUUAUGGGAUUGGUACUCAAGUGGCUGUUGAAGAAUGGUGGACUUGAUGAGAUGUCCAGACUGAGCCAGACCAAGUCUCAUAUGUUAUACGACUUUGUAGACAACUCAAAUGGAUUCUACACUUGUUACAUUGACAAGAAAUAUAGAUCUAGAAUGAAUGCAUGCAUUAGGAUUAAGGAUGGCGAUGAAGCCAUGGAGGAGAAGUUCUUUAAGGCUGCAGAGAAGCAUGGUAUCACAGAUGUAAAGGGUCACAGAUCAGUAGGUGGCGUAAGAGUCUCCCUGUACAAUGCCAUCACAGUCAGAGGUGUCGAAGUACUGUUGGCCUUUAUGAAGGAGUUCAUGGCCCAGAAUCAAUAA